UGCGCCGGAUCGCAGCGCUUGUCCCGCGGACGGAGUGUCCUCGAUCUUCGGCCAGUUUAACACCAUAAUUACCAGCGAACAGGCCGCCCGCGCCCACUUAACUAACGGGUUAACAUUCCUCUCGGAACGAGACGGCGGAGUUAGAGAAAAGCGCUGUAUUUGAGGCCAACUCUCCGCUCGAUCAUGUUUGGGAUUAAUUCUUGAGGCUCUCCGAUCUGAAGAUCACUUUUUUUUUCCAGUGCGUGGAGCCUCAGAACUGCACUGGGACGAAGCGAAGGACUAAAGGCGGUCUCUCUUAUCGUUUCGUGCGCUGUUGAAACGAGAAAAGGGAGCAUGCAUGAGUAACAGGUUUCUGUGGCGGGACCACAGCUCCUCCCCUCAUCUGGAGCCCCUGUGCUGUAUGAUACGAGGCCGUCUUCCUUCAUACACUCUGACCUCAAUUCAACAGGUAUGAAGAUGAGGAAGUUUGCGUACUGUAAGGUGGUACUGGCCACCUCUCUGGUCUGGGUGAUGCUAGACAUGUUCAUCCUCCUCUACUUCAGCGAAUGCAACAAAUGUGACGAGAAAAAAGAGAGAGGAUUGCCGGGGAGAGAGAUUGUGGUUCAAAGGCCUCAUGAUGGCCCGGGGGAGAUGGGAAAGCCAGUGGUCAUCGCUAAAGACCAACAAGAGAGGAUGAAGGAAAUGUUUAAGAUAAACCAGUUUAACCUGAUGGCCAGUGAGAUGAUUGCACUCAACCGAUCUUUACCGGACGUGCGUCUCGAGGGGUGUAAAACAAAGGUGUACCCAGACGAUCUCCCACGCACCAGUGUGGUGAUUGUUUUCCAUAAUGAAGCAUGGACCACUCUGCUCCGAACGGUCCAAAGCGUCAUCGGCAGGUCACCGAGACACCUGCUAGAGGAAAUCGUGCUGGUAGAUGACGCCAGUGAGAGAGACUUCCUGAAGAUGCAGUUGGAGCAAUACGUGCAGAAGUUGGAGGUUCCUGUCAGGGUGAUACGGAUGGAGCAGCGUUCGGGCCUGAUUCGCGCUCGGUUGAAGGGGGCCUCCAUAUCCACAGGUCAGGUGAUUACCUUCCUGGAUGCCCAUUGUGAAUGCACCACUGGCUGGCUAGAGCCUCUGCUUGCUCGCAUCAAACUUGACAAGAAGACUGUAGUGUGUCCCAUCAUUGAUGUAAUCAGCGAUGACACGUUUGAGUACAUGGCAGGCUCUGAUAUGACAUAUGGUGGAUUCAACUGGAAGCUGAACUUCCGCUGGUAUCCGGUACCACAGAGAGAGAUGGAUCGCAGGAAAGGAGACAGAACACUGCCUGUCAGGACCCCCACUAUGGCAGGUGGUCUCUUCUCCAUAGACAGAGAUUAUUUCCAGGAGAUUGGAACGUAUGAUGCAGGCAUGGACAUCUGGGGGGGAGAGAACCUGGAGAUCUCCUUCAGGAUUUGGCAAUGCGGGGGGACGCUUGAGAUUGUCACAUGCUCUCAUGUCGGUCACGUGUUCCGUAAGGCGACGCCGUACACGUUCCCCGGUGGAACUGGGCAGAUCAUCAACAAAAACAACAGACGGCUGGCAGAGGUCUGGAUGGAUGAGUUCAAGAACUUCUUCUACAUCAUUUCACCUGGUGUGACGAAAGUGGAUUAUGGAGACAUCUCAGCCAGAUCAUCCCUGAGACAGAGACUGCAGUGUAAGCCGUUCUCCUGGUACCUAGAAAAUGUCUACCCAGACUCCCAGAUACCACGCCACUACUACUCGCUGGGAGAGAUCCGUAACGUAGAGACUAACCAGUGUCUGGAUAACAUGGCCAGGAAAGAAAAUGAAAAAGUGGGCAUUUUCAACUGCCACGGCAUGGGCGGCAACCAGGUUUUCUCGUACACAGCCAAUAAAGAGAUCCGAACUGAUGACCUCUGUUUGGAUGUGUCUAAACUCAGCGGUCCAGUUAUGAUGCUCAAGUGCCAUCACUUGAAAGGCAACCAGCUCUGGGAAUAUGACCCUGUGAAGCUGAGCCUGGUGCAUGUGAACAGUAAUCAGUGUUUGGAUAAAGCAUCUGAAGAUGACAGUCAGGUGCCCAGCGUCAGGGACUGCACCGGGAGCCGCUCGCAGCAGUGGCUGCUCCGCAACGUCACACUGCCCGAGAUAUUCUGAGCUCGUACCCGGACGGACAGAUGAACAGACUCUCACACCAUCACCGAUGCAGAGAAUGUGAGAGAAAGGACUGCUUUCCUCUCGAUCCUGGUGGUCUGCCUUCAAAUUAUCUCAAAGAACAGAACCGCAUAUGUAUAUGAAUCUUCCCAUCACUCCACCUGGCAGAGGAAAAGAAGGAACGAUGGAGAGAAAGACUCGUGGAGAAAGAAACUUGAGAUAUAUGCCAUUAUCCUUCUCAUUCGAGGAGCUGCGGGCAUUUUGGUUAUGUUUACGAGAACGCCUCCCUUUUAGAAUAUCAGUGUGUGACACCAAUGUGUGAGUCACAGUGUUUUCCACAGGAGUUUCACCCUUUUUCUUAAUUUAAG
Messenger RNA from Carassius carassius (crucian carp), 2495 nucleotides. Its product is annotated as polypeptide N-acetylgalactosaminyltransferase 1-like. Lineage: Eukaryota; Metazoa; Chordata; Actinopteri; Cypriniformes; Cyprinidae. Gene Ontology annotation, cellular component: Golgi apparatus. The coding region runs from base 451 to 2130 and encodes 559 amino acids. The transcript has 13 exons. The record is from RefSeq and is a predicted model, not a curated record.